CUCAACGUCCUCCUGGGGGGCCGUGGUCGCCGGGACCCCCCUGUGACGGAGCAGCGCCGUCUCUCCUCCAAAGCCAUCCCUUACCCUCGUUACGACCCGGCCACCAAAGACGGGGACCUGAUGCUCAUCAAACUCCUCCAGCCCGCCCGCUUCACUCAGCACGUCAAGCCCCUGCCUUUGGCUUCCAGCUGCCCCGUGGCCGGGAUGACCUGCCAGAUUUCGGGGUGGGGGUCCGUCACCAGCCCCGAAGUCACUUUCCCUGAAGAUCUCCACUGUGCCAAGGUCACCAUCGUCCCCGAGGAGCGAUGCCGGCGCGUCUACCCGGGUUCCAUCACCUCCAACAUGGUUUGCGCCGGGGAGCACCGCAACCGCGCCGACUCCUGCCAGGGCGAUUCUGGGGGACCCCUCGUGUGCGACGGACGUCUGCAGGGCAUCGUCUCGUGGGGUCCGGGUGUCUGUGGGGACCCCCAAAAACCCGGCGUCUACGUCAACCUCUGCAAAUACACCCGGUGGAUCCAUGACACCAUGAGAAGGAACUGAACCCUCCUGCUUCCCUCCCCCCCAAAAAACCCUAUACUCCCCCCAUCCCAUCCCCCUGCCCCCAGGAUGGGGUCUUCCUGGAGUCGGCCGGUCCGAGCGCCGGGAGACGAGACCCCUGGGGUGGGCAGGGGUCGGCGUGGGGGCACCCCGUGGAGAUGUCCGUGAAUAAAAUGGUGUUUUUUUUGAGGACA
Molecule: messenger RNA, 731 nt
Organism: Meleagris gallopavo (turkey)
Lineage: Eukaryota; Metazoa; Chordata; Aves; Galliformes; Phasianidae
Source: RefSeq, a predicted model, not a curated record